This is a messenger RNA of Anopheles aquasalis, 3418 nucleotides long. It is a transcript of the gene CDase, whose product is annotated as neutral ceramidase. Gene Ontology annotation, cellular component: extracellular region. Gene Ontology annotation, biological process: long-chain fatty acid biosynthetic process; ceramide catabolic process; sphingosine biosynthetic process. NCBI's taxonomy places the organism in Eukaryota, Metazoa, Arthropoda, Insecta, Diptera, Culicidae. Gene Ontology annotation, molecular function: N-acylsphingosine amidohydrolase activity. The record is from RefSeq and is a predicted model, not a curated record.
AGCGCGUCCACAGUGGCGGGAAGACUAGCAGGACGGAGUGUGUGGUGAUAUGAUGCCCCGAUGCAGCAGCAGCUAGACGGCUGCUGCUGCUGUUGCUGCUCUCCGCUCGAUUUCAUCCACCAGCCGCUGACGCUGAAGUGUCAGGAGUGGUGUUUCCAAGCGUUGCGCCGCCAGUAUGCGACUGGAGGUAGCGUUUGUUUGGUCUGUUGCGCUCCUGUUAGCGUACACUGUGUAGUGUGGUACAAAGGAACUUUCGGGCGACUACCCGCAGCCGCCGCCGCCGCCGCCGCCGCCGUCGUGUGUCUGCGAGUGUGCGUGUGUUUUGUUUGGAUAGUUUUCCGAUAGGAUAGGAGGAAAGGAAGAGGAGAACUUGGUGACCUGAAGGAGCGGCCAUAUGACACAUGAUUGUGAUUCCGCAUAAUAUAUGUGUUUUUGUUCGAUGUGCCCCCGUUCCCUACCACGAUUGAUCUGCCGGUCUGCCGCAGACUGAUUACAGCGUUUCGUUUGUUCGCGGAGUGUUCGUUUGCUUCUUCUCGUGUCCCGUGGCACUAGCACACACGACACCGGUCCCCGUUCCAGUGCAACGAAGAGCAGAGCGACCAACUACGCACCACAACGACUCGCCAUCACGCCGCAUCUCUGGUUCGAGAUACCACCGUGGCAUCCACGAGGAUGUAAGCGAAGGCACAGUGUUUUGUCUGUUUUGAUCAUCAGCAGCAGCAGCAGCAGUAGCAGUAGCAGCAUGCAGGCAGCGACCACUGCGUUGCCGACGCUCACAUAAGCCACACUACCAUCGAAACGAAACUAGCGUUCCCGGGGGGGGGGGGGAGGGCCGUUUCUAUCACAACCCAGCCCGGACAGCCGGACCGACGAUCAACGCGCACGGCGCGGCGGUGAAGCGACAAGUCAUGUGGCCGCAGCUGCAGCUGGUGCUGGUGUGUGUGUUGGUGAUCACCAUCACCACCACCACCACCACAGCCACCGGUUACAAGGUGGGAGUUGGCCGUGCCGACUGUACCGGUCCUUCGGUGGAGAUUACUUUCAUGGGUUAUGCGCAGAUAACGCAACGUGGCACCGGUAUCCACCUGCGCCAGUACGCCCGCUCGUACAUCGUGGACGAUGGUGGCGGUGGGCGGUUCGUGUUUGUGGCGGUCGACGCCGGUAUGAUGGGGCACGCCGUGAAGCGGGACGUGCUGGCGGUGCUGCAGAAGAAGUACGGCCAGCUGUACACGCAGGCGAACGUCGUGAUCAGCGGUUCGCACACCCACUCGACACCGGGCGGCUUCCUGAUGUAUCUGCUGUACGAUCUGACGUCGCUCGGGUUCGUGGCGGAAACGUUUAACGCGCUCGUGCACGGUAUCGCCCAGAGCAUCAUCCGGGCGCACAACAACAUGGUCGAGGCGCGGCUGUACGUCGCCGAGACGGAGGUACUGGACGCGAACAUCAACCGGAGCCCGAGCGCGUACGACAACAACCCGGCGGAGGAGCGGGCCCAGUACCGGCACAACGUGGACAAGGGGUUGGUGCAGCUGCAGCUCGUUAGCGCACGGAACGGGAGCGAGCUGCUCGGUGCGAUCAACUGGUUCGCCGUCCAUCCGACCUCGCUGAACAACACGAACCGGCUGGUGUCGAGCGAUAACGUUGGGUACGCGUCGCUACUGCUGGAACAGGAGCGCAACCCGGGCGCGCUGGUCGGGAAGGGCGAGUUUGUCGGUGUGUUUGCGGCCAGUAACCUCGGUGACGCGUCGCCCAACAUCCGUGGGCCGAAGUGCGAGAAGAGUGGGCUACCGUGCGAUGUGCUGACGUCGUCGUGCCCGGCCGGUGCCGGUGCCUGUUUCGCGUCCGGCCCGGGUGCCGAUAUGUACGAGAGUACGGCCCUCAUCGCCGACCGGCUGUACCGGGCGGCCAGUGAGCUGUUGGGGGGGCGGGGGGACAGCCGGAGCCGAAGCCGGAACCGGCGCGAACUAACCGGACCACUCGGGUACGCCCACCAGUACAUCGAUAUGACGGUGGCCGAGGCGACGACGCACGGUGGCGGGCGGGUCCGCGGUUGCCUACCGGCCAUGGGUUACAGCUUUGCCGCCGGCACCACCGACGGUCCGGGGGCGUUCGACUUCCAGCAGGGCACCAUCACGGACAACGUGCUGUGGAAUGCGGUGCGCGACUUUAUCGCCGAACCGACACCGGACGACAAGGAGUGCCAGGCACCGAAACCGAUCCUGCUGGCGACGGGCCGGGCCCGCUUCCCGUACGACUGGCAGCCAAAGAUCGUGCCGACGCAGGUGCUGACGGUGGGUGACUUUGCGAUCGCGGCCGUACCGGGCGAGUUUACGACGAUGGCCGGGCGCCGGUUACGGGCGGCCGUAUCGCGUGCCUCCGUUGCUGCCGGUGGCCGUGAGCUGCAGGUGGUCGUGGCCGGGCUCUCCAACAUGUACAGCAGCUACGUGGCGACACCGGAAGAGUACGAGAUACAGCGGUACGAGGGUGCGUCCACGCUGUACGGUCCGCACACGCUCACCCUCUACCUCGAGCAGUACCGGCGGUUGGUGUCAGCGAUCGUGCGCUCGAAUGGGACGACGGCGGGGGCCGCGGUGGGUCUCGAUCCAGGACCGGAGCCUCCGUACGAGGACGACAAACAGAUCUCGCUCACGACGGGAGUCAUCUUCGAUUCGCACCCGCUCGGUAAGGACUUUGGCGAGGUGAAGGUGCAACCGGGGGCCGAGUACGGGCGGGGUGACACCGUCACAGCCGUCUUCAUCGCGGGCAACCCGCGCAACAAUCUGAUGCACGACAAAAGCUACUUCACCGUCGAGCUGGCGAGUGGCGAGGGCGCCGGGACCGGUGAUGACCCUGGCUGGACGGUGGUGGCGACCGAUGCGAACUGGGAGACGCGGUUCCGCUGGGAGCGCACCUCCACCAUACUCGGCUUCAGCGAUAUCGAGUUCCAGUGGACGAUCGGACCGACGGUGACGGUGCCAGGGAUCUACCGGAUCCGGCACUUUGGCUACUACCGUUACAUCCUCGGUGGCGUCUACCCGUACGUCGGUGUUACCAACACGUUCACGGUGACGUAAAUCCGCAGCUGCCACAUUGGUUAGCAUUAUUUGGGCCCCCUUCCUAUCCCCGUUUUACACCCUUUCUUUCCUACCAAAUAGACUAGUCAGCGGAUGAAUAGAAGAGUGUAUAGUUAGCAAUGCGAUGUUUUAGGAAACCAAUUUGGCGACAUGACCAUUUUUGUUUUUUUUUUUUUUUAUUGUGAAUACACACGGGCACACAGUGCACAGUAUUACUAAUUCGAGUGAUCGAUCGAGUUGUUGGUGCGAAUGGCGAACACACUUUCCGGAUUGUUUCAGCAGUCUGAUGUAAAACACAAAACAAAAAAACUUUGAAGCGCAAUAUACGCCAGUAAGGUAACGAA